Molecule: messenger RNA, 1302 nt
Organism: Salvia splendens (bonfire salvia)
Lineage: Eukaryota; Viridiplantae; Streptophyta; Magnoliopsida; Lamiales; Lamiaceae
Exons: 3
Coding region: 1-1302 (433 amino acids)
Biological process (GO): P-body assembly; cytoplasmic stress granule assembly
Cellular component (GO): P-body
Molecular function (GO): mRNA binding
Source: RefSeq, a predicted model, not a curated record
AUGCCGCCACUGCCGACGAACGUCCCCUGUCUGAGCCGCACCGAGGGGUUUCUUCCUAACCCUAAUUGCGCAGCAGGCUUGCUUCGACCAGGGUUCGCCCAGCAGCAAUCAGCGGGGGAAUCGCCGCCCACGUCGCGACCACAGCGCUCGUCGUGGGAUCUGCCGCCCACGUCGGGAUCAAAACAGACAGGGCCAUGGGAUCUGCCUCCCUCUUCACGCGCCCCUGCCGCAUGGGAUCCUUGGGGCAACCGCUUCACCGAACACCAGAUUCAUAGCAGGCACUCAUCAUGGGACCUUCCACCCACGUCGCGAGGUCAGCACUCAUCGUGGGAUCGGCCAGCCGCGUCGCAUUCGCACCAUGCGCAGGCACCGCCAUGGGGAUUUCCCCCCUCUUCUCUCACGACCGCGGAUUGGGAUCCCUGGGGUAUUCGGUUCCCAGAUCACCAAAUUCAAAACGGUCACACGUCGUGGGAACCCCAGGAGCAGCGACAACCCGCGUCCUUACCGAUCACGGAUAAGUCGUACGGGUUAACAACUUCCGUUACUAGCAAGAGCGUAGUACCUGUCCCAGCAGCUGUGCCUGAGCAGACCAUAUCUCAGCCUGUAACAUCUAAUGCUGGGCCAUCUGGUUUCGGUCGAAUCGAGACUCCACCACCUUCUUUGAUAACCCCAGGGCAUCUGUUACAGUCUGGACUAUCUACUGCUUUUGCACCUCAAUCUAUACAAACAACACAUAAGGAUGUGGAAGUAGUUCACGUGUCAUCAAAGCCUGUGGCUGACUCAUUAGCUCCUGGAGCAGCGGAAUCUCAACCACCUAUAUUACCAUUGCCACCAAAUAGGGCGUGGCGGAAGAGGCUCUGGGAACCUGCGGCCGGUUAUGAAAUUUUUAGUGAAGAUUUUGAUUUUUUGGCAUAUGAGGAUGAGGAUGAUGUUGAAUUGCCUAAUGUUGAGGUCAAGCCUAUUUACAAUAAGGAUGACUUCUUUGAAUCCCUUUCUUCCAAUGCCCUGAACAAUGAUCCUAAUCAUGGAAGGACAAGAUACUCGGAGCAAAUAAAAUUAGACACAGAGACGUGUGGAGUAUAUUCAAGGUAUCGAGUUGGAGUAGGGCGCACGAAUACUAUGUGUUCGCUGCCUUCAAUCGCAGAACUACCGGCGGUUACAGACCCAGUUCUGUCACCGGCUGUGGAGUCGCCCUCCAUAGCUCCGCGCACAGACCCGAUUAGGGUUCUGUUCGAGCAGAUGAUGGCAGGUUUAGCGAGAGUGGAGACACGCAUGGACGACUACGUUCGCCGCCCGUCUUAG